UUACUCAUUUGCAUAUACUCAAACUCAACACACACAGUCUGUCUCAGUGGCCAACAAAAUGGAUUGAGACAAAACACAGAAGCCUCUAGAACGGAGACACGACACGCGGAAUUGCCAAGGAUCGUUACUUGCCCUCUCUGUCUCUCUGUUUCUUCUUCUUCAACUCAGAGGUUUCUGACCCUAAUUCACUCUUUUUGACUCGAUUAAGAAUGUGUCCUUUUGGACAUGUCCCUCCUGAGUUUGGUUUCCAUUUGACUGAUGAAGAGCUUCUAGCGUCCAUGGAAAGAAUGGAAAAUGGGGCUCCUACUCCAGCCAACAUUAUUACAGAUGUCAACCCUUGCGAUGUUUUGCCCUGGAAUUCGCCUGAAAAUAUGUGGUAUUUCUUCCAUUCGGAUGGCCCUAAAACAACUGAAACUGGAUAUUGGAAGGCUACAGGAGAGGAUCCUAAAACAACUGGAUAUUGGCAGGCUACAGGAGAGGACCAUAUGGUACUUAAAAAUUCUCCUAAUACCGGUUGGAAAACUACUCUGGAAUUCUACACAGGAGAGGCCCCAAAUGGGAUUAAAACUAAUUGGAUGAUGCAUGAAUACAGGAUGAAUCAGAAAGAAGGCAGCAGUGGACAGGGUUUCAAUUCACUGUGUAGAGUCUUCUUAAAUCACAGUCACAAUCCAAAACAUGAAUUGCAACGUAACCAUGCUGGUAUGGAUAAUUCCAGUAGACAUCACACUCAUUUAGCAUCACCAAUCAUGCAAGAUGCUGAACAAAACAACAAUAAUCGUCAAGAUCAACCAAACAGGUCCCAGGUGACAGGUCGAGUUAAUGAGAAUAGGCCAUUGCGAGUGUUUGACAGUCAUCUGCCAGACAAUGGUCCUGAAGAUCCCAUUCAAGGACAGCAUGAGAUCUAUGAUUUCUCCAAGGGGGACUACUUGGAAUUGCUAGAUCUUGUUGAUCCAGAAUCUCCUUCUUCCAGUUCAGAAAAUUCUAGUUGCCUAACAAUGUCCUCGGAUGAGUACUUCGACUCAUGGGCCCUGUUACAAGACCUUGAUGCUUGUAAUAAUCAAGGCAUUCAACAGAAAAAUCCAAAUUGCAAGCUUAAUGUCUUCAAGUCUGUUGGAUCCAAUAAAAUAGUUGUCAGGUCCUCCUCUUCAGGUUCUCUUCAUGGGUGCGACAGAAGUAACCUGUCCAGAAGACCAAUGCUUAUCUCAGACCCUUCACUUCCAGGUUCAUCAGUUGAGCAGAAGUUUCUCAAUAGUGAGUCAUCAAAACAUGAGCGUUGUCUGCCCAAGUUAGGGGAUACUGUUGAAGGCCUUUCAUCCACCUUAGAAAAUGGGGUGGCAUCAUCCAGUGGCCUUCCAGCAGCAUCUAGAGGCAAAGGGAAGGCUGUUAGUAGGAUGUCAAAGCUGAAGAAGAAAUACUGGUGCUUUAUGCCAUUCUAGCUUCAUUAUUUUCUUACAUAGGCACUGACAGGGUAUUCUGUUUAGAAUAUUCAGUGGUGAUCAGAUGAGAACACUCUCAACCCUACCAUGUUCAUCCAUUGUCUAAAAAAACAUAUUAAGUUGAGACCUUAUUUGGUGUCUCGAUUUCAAGCCAAUGAAUGAUACCACAGUAGGGGUUCUAAAAGGUUAAUGGGAGCGUUCUCAUCAAAUCAUCACUCUUAGACACUACAGCUUUGGCUCCCUAAUACGGGUUCCUUUUUGCCAUGUGGAAAGCUAACAUGGCCUAUCAAAACCACUUGUAUUUGAAAUCUGAUUGAUCAAGUGAACAAUUAAAUUUUCUACAUUACAAUAGGUUGUUCUUUAUAUAGUUCAUAAUACACGAGAAAGGAAAGAAAAGAAAAUUGUCUAAAGAAUAGGAAAGAAUGUUAGUACUGUGAUGAAAUGUACUUAUGGAAUGAUAAUUGGCCAUCUUGCUUGAA
Nelumbo nucifera (sacred lotus) is the source of this 1915-nucleotide messenger RNA. RefSeq lists its product as uncharacterized. NCBI's taxonomy places the organism in Eukaryota, Viridiplantae, Streptophyta, Magnoliopsida, Proteales, Nelumbonaceae. Gene Ontology annotation, biological process: regulation of DNA-templated transcription. Gene Ontology annotation, molecular function: DNA binding. The record is from RefSeq and is a predicted model, not a curated record.